Molecule: messenger RNA, 4035 nt
Organism: Paramecium octaurelia
Lineage: Eukaryota; Ciliophora; Oligohymenophorea; Peniculida; Parameciidae
Source: the annotation of a GenBank genome assembly
AUGAAUAAAAUAUAAUUCCACUCUUUGCAGGUAAUACCUACAAAAAUUGAAUUCACCAUAUUCAAGCCACAAUUGAAUUAUAUUGUAAAAUAGGUUCAUCGUUUAAAAUGUGUAAUGUUAAGCAGAAAGGAUAUUGAACUCAUAAUAGAUUAAAUAAUAUUUAUUGUCGAAUUAUUGAUUGCUGGUUAAGUAUUUCUUAAUUUAAAAUAUUAGUUUGGCACACCUUCAUUAGCUUAUUUGGAUGAGUUGCAUAAAACCUUAGUUACUACUUUCAAUUCAUUUAAACAGGAUUAAUUAGGAUAUGUGAUAGCAAAUAUGGAGACAUUAAAAAAAUAGACAAAUUAAGAUUAUUUGAAGGGCUUUAAGAAAGGAAGUUCUAGAAACUUAAAAAUAGCAAAUCAGUUAUAAAAGUAUAAGAAAUAACAAAAAAUUAUAGAAUCUAGAAAAGAAUACUUUCAGUCAUUCGAAUAGUGUAUGCCUAAUUAUUCUUAUUUUGGUUGGAUGAGCAUUAACCAGAUUAAAGUACUGCCUUGAAAAGUAAGCGCGUCUUCGUUGAAACUAAAACGUAAAUUAAAAUAAUCAUUAAUUAAUUAAAAUAGAUUAUUGCAAAGUAAAUUAAAAGAAUUAGAUUUAGAAAAGCAUAGUAAAAUAGUGUGCAGAAUUUGCGAGUAAUUAAUAGAGGUAGAAAUUAUGACAGCCCAUUGUAUAACUUGUGAGAAAAAAGCUGAGCAAAGCAAAAAAUUAUUAUAAUUAAAUUUAUAACUAGCCGAUGCCUCUUAACUUGCAUAUAAAUUGAAACAUGACGUCUAAAUUAAAUUAGGUAAACUCAGUUUAUAAGAACAAAAACAAAAUCGAUUAAAACAAAAAAAGCAAGAGGAGGAGAAAAAGCCAUUAAGAUCCUUAAGAAGGACUCAUACAAUCCAUUUGGAAGAUAAGAAAAUCUAAUAAGAGGAAGAAGAAAAGAAUAAAUCAAAGAAACAAUUAGCUUUAAUUAAUUCUGUCAUGACAAUAAUCGUAAAUUACACUGAAAAAGUCCUUAAUAGCAAUGCCAAUAAUGAGGACAAUAAAUGUAAGUCUAUCAUUAAAUAUAGUAAAUCGUAUCACAUUUGAUGAAUUGACUGAUGCCAAAUGCAACAUAGAAACCGAUGACAUCAAUCAGGAGAUCUUAGAUAUCAUCGAUAAGGCUAGAUCCUGUAUAUAUGAUAGGAUGGAAUACUUUAAGAUCUUAUAAAACUUAGAAACUCAACAAAUCCAAGAGAGUUAGAAAAUCAAACCUAAUAUUGAGAUAGAUUUGAAACAGAAAUAUAAGAAUUCUAACUCUAGUUCAUUUAGAUUUUCGAAAUUCAAUAAUUCAACAGGUACAAGCUAACAAAAAUUAAAACGAAAUGAAACCAUUUACGAAGAAGAUUAUGACAAUCCAGAAUGUCAAACUCCUAGGGUAAAUACAGCUAAUAAAAAAAACAAUAUGAUGAUCAUGUCACUUAUUAAGUAAAUUGUAAUUGAUGAUUAUUAGUAAAGAUAAAUUUAAUGUCACAAAUACAGGAAGUGCCAAUGAAAUCAAGAGGAGAGAUAGUUUGACUAUGAUGACCAUGACAAGAUCCUAAGGAUUAGGCAGUAAUUAAAUGAAGAGAACCUAAGUAAACAAGGGAAAUUUAGAUGAACCAAUGUAAUUCCAAUCCAAUCCAGGAUCCAAGAUCUUAGAUCGAAUUGGCAAUCUUUCCAACUCCUCUGAUGCGUUAAUGAGUCCAACAUCAAAUAAGCCAUCCUUAUUUAGAAAGGCUCAAUCUCCAACUGCAGUAGACUCAGUUAUUGAAUCCCCAGUUUAAACUCCAUUAGGCCGUAUGGCUUCAUCAGAAUAAGACGAGUCUCCAAAUAAUUAAAAGAUCUGCUCAUUUGCCGAUCUGCCUUAAUGCGAUUCUGAUUAAGAGUUUCCACUUAAAAAAUAAUAAAGAGUUCCUUCCAUUGGUCUAGGGAGAUAGGUUGAUUCAAUUGAAGAAAUUCAAAAAGACAAAGAUCAAAACAUUAUAAAUUCAUUUGAGAAUAUCAAUCAAUGCGAUUCUGAUUAAGAAAAUAAAUCAAAUUAAGCUAAAAAUUCAACACCUAAUUCUAAUUAAAAUUCGAAUUAAGAAAUGAAAAACUCUUAAUAAAAUAGUAUGAAAAAUAGUGGAAGGAAUAUCAUGAUGAAUAUAAUGAUGAAAGGGAGUCGAAAAUUACCCAUACCUCCUUAAUAAUAAGAAAUAACAAGACCCUUACAUAUCGAUUUAGGCUUAACGCAAUCUGAGUAGAUAUUAGAAGAAUCGCCAAUCACAGCUUCACCUCCUAAAAAGGAUAAAAAUGAUUUGAGUCCUAGUAGUUCAUCUUCAAGCAACAAUAUAGACAUAGUGAAACAAGAUGAAAUUAAUAUAGAAGCGGAUUUCGAUAGAAUUAUGAGAAAACCUAAAAAAAGUAUUUUCCAUCCUGAAAAUUCUAAGAACAUUAUGGCAAAAAACAGUAUGAAACAAAGUGUAGCUGUACAACCUUAGAAAUCAAAGCAAUCAUUCGAUUUUGAAGUGAUAACUGUUGACAGAGGAUAUAAUUCAGAUUCAGAAUUAGUUAGCAUUAAUGCAGAAAAAACACUAUAAUCUUAAGAAAUAGGUUUAAAGGACUUCGAAUUUGUUAAACCAUUGGGACAAGGAGCAUUCGGUUGGGUAUUCCUAGUGAAAAAGAAAACCUCUGGAGACCUAUAUGCCAUGAAGAUUAUUGAUUGUUCUUAAAAAGUAUUAUUUUUCUUUAUUUUAUUUAGCAAUUAGAAACAUAAUUAGACACUUUGAAAGCUGAAAGAAAUAUCUUUGAAAUACUCUCUGGAGACUUUGUUGUGAAAGCUUACUAUUCGUUUAGUCAUGAAUAAUAUUUGUGCUUUGUAUAGGAAUAUAUGGUGGGAGGAGACUUUUCGCACAUUUUAAAAAUGUAUACGGUAAUUCGAAUUCUUAUUUAAAGGCUUUAGAUGAGGAAUACGUAAGGCAUUAUAUAGCUGAAGUGGUUUUAGCCUUGGAGUAUUUGAGAUCCAAGAAGAUUGUGCAUAGAGAUUUAAAACCAGAUAACAUUUUAUUGGAUAAAUAAGGACAUGCUAAAUUGGCUGAUUUCGGACUCUCAGAAGUCGGAUUCAACAAUAGAUUAAAAUUAAAAUUAAGAUAACAGGAUAUUGAAUCGUAUAAUAUUAAUUCGAUUAAUUUUUAGUAAUACAAUACCAGAGUUUGCAGAUCACAAUGAUCCACAAUACAAUACUGUUUUUGAUUUAAAAUUACCUCAAGCAUAAUAAGUGAUCAAAACUAGUAUACAAGAUCAUAGCAGUAAAAGUAAAAGGAUUGUUGGAACUCCUGAUUACAUAGCUCCAGAAGUAUUGAAAGGAGAAUCACUAACUAAUAGUAGUUUGGAUUACUGGAGUUUAGGAGUAAUAAUGUACGAAAUGCUUUGUGGAAUUCCUCCAUUCAAUGACGAUUCUGUUGAAAAGAUAUUUGACAAUAUAUUAAAUUAUAGAAUUGAAUGGCCAAAUGUAAGUGACAUAGAAGAGGAAAGUAUUUCAUAAAAUGCAUAUGAUCUGAUGUGUCGUUUGAUGGAACCAGAUUAUACAAAGAGGAUUGGACAUUCAGACAUUGAUGAAAUUAAAUAGCAUCCCUUUUUUAAUGGUAUUGAUUGGAAUACUAUUCUUUAAAUGCCUGGGUUGAUUGUACCAAAAAUGGUACUUAAAGAAGGCGAAAAUGAGGGAAAGAAUUGUGAGAAAGUUUAAUAAUUUUUAAAUAAUCUUGAAAAAAAAGAAGUCAAAAAUUAAACAUUAGCAUCUAAAUUAAAAAGUUAAUUAUCAAAUUUAGAAAGAUUAGAUUUAUUAGUUAAAUUAAGUUUGGAAGAAGCAAAUGAUAAAUUGUAAUAAUAAGUAUAAAUAUUAGAUCUAAGAUCCGCAACAAUGAAAAUAAAUUAAAGCGAAUCUUAAAUAAAAUAGAUCAUUAUGAAUAAGAACAUUAAACCUAAAUGCUUCUUCUAUAUGAAGAUGUUUUUUGA